This is a messenger RNA of Penicillium psychrosexuale, 303 nucleotides long. RefSeq lists its product as uncharacterized. The transcript has a single exon. NCBI's taxonomy places the organism in Eukaryota, Fungi, Ascomycota, Eurotiomycetes, Eurotiales, Aspergillaceae. The coding region runs from base 1 to 303 and encodes 100 amino acids. The record is from RefSeq and is a predicted model, not a curated record.
AUGUCCGCCACGUUGUCCAGGUAUUUCAACGAGACCGUGUGGCAGGAAUUGCCCAGGGAAUCUUCACCAAAAAAAAGCACAGGCGCUUUAUACCAGCAUAGCGUGGGAGAGGCAGAAGCUGCUGCACUUCCACCGCCUUUCAUAGCAGCCUACUACGCCCUGACCAGUCUUGCUGCUCUCCAGUCCGGGGAAUCUGUACUCAUUCACGAUGCUGCCAGUGAUGUUGGCCAAGCUGCGAUCGUGCUCAGUCAACAAUUGGGUGCAACCAUCUUUAUGCUCAGCAAGUCUUCGGCCGAGGCGUAG